This is a messenger RNA of Myripristis murdjan (pinecone soldierfish), 800 nucleotides long. Its product is annotated as somatostatin-1B-like. Gene Ontology annotation, cellular component: extracellular region. Gene Ontology annotation, molecular function: neuropeptide hormone activity; G protein-coupled receptor binding. The transcript has 2 exons. The record is from RefSeq and is a predicted model, not a curated record. NCBI's taxonomy places the organism in Eukaryota, Metazoa, Chordata, Actinopteri, Holocentriformes, Holocentridae. Gene Ontology annotation, biological process: adenylate cyclase-inhibiting G protein-coupled receptor signaling pathway; regulation of cell migration. The coding region runs from base 212 to 544 and encodes 110 amino acids.
GCUUCUAAAUCUAGUGGCGGCACAUGAUCGAGGAUCCACAAACUGCACUGCACUUUCUCCACCACUCUUCCUCGGCAUCUCUGAUCAGUCUGAGGACUCGGGCUCUCUCACAUUCUCACAUCCACUCUCACACACUCCUACUCUCACUGUCUCUGUGAGCCUCCUGCUCCGGUGACUAGCUCUGGUCCGUCCCCUGCACUCCUGUCACAGCAUGCAGCUCCUCGUGGUGUUAGCAGCUCUCAUGGGGGUUCUGUUCAGUGUUAGAGCAGCCGCCGUGCUUCCUGUGGAGGAUAGAAGCCCCAUCCAUGCAAACUGGGAACUGAGCAAAGAGCGCAAGGAGCUGAUCCUGAAGCUGGUGUCUGGCUUGUUGGACGGGGCUCUGGACUCCAACAUGCUGCCGGGGGAAGCGUCACCUGUGGAUCUAGAGGAGCCACUGGAGUCUCGGCUGGAAGAGAGGGCAGUCUAUAACAGGCUAUCACUGCCUCAACGCGACCGCAAAGCCCCCUGCAAAAACUUCUUCUGGAAAACGUUCACCUCCUGCUAACAGUGCCAAAAGCGUCCAGCUCCAGCUGCCCACCGUAUCCCCGUCCUGCCCCAACUCGACCAGGCUCAAUAUGAGCUUUAGUAGACCUCAGCUGUACAUAUCAUCCACACCUGUCACACACACAGCUUCAAUGGACUUCACUCAGACAGUCUGUUUGAAUAUUGAUGAUUUAUUUAUGUAUUUAUGUAUACAAUGUAUGUAUUUAUGUAUGUAAUUUAUUUCAGGGUCAAUAAUAAAGCAUGGAUCUAAUAUUUGA